Molecule: messenger RNA, 1843 nt
Organism: Microplitis mediator
Lineage: Eukaryota; Metazoa; Arthropoda; Insecta; Hymenoptera; Braconidae
Product: carboxylic ester hydrolase-like
Exons: 7
Coding region: 36-1736 (566 amino acids)
Source: RefSeq, a predicted model, not a curated record
UCACAGAAGCAUAGACGAUUUCCGAAUCGUUAAGGAUGAAGACUGCUAUUCUAUUGUGUUUAGUGCCGCUGGCAUUGGCAACUUUGGACGUCGACAAGACUCCAGAUGGACCAAGAUUCGAAACUCCAGCGGGAGGAAUCCGAGGUUUCUAUGAUUACUCCCAGAAUGGACGAAAGUACAUGGCCUUUGAAGGUAUUCCAUACGCAAGACCGCCACUUGGAGAUCUCCGAUUCCGACCUCCUCAAAAAUUGAGACCAUGGACUGGAGAUGUAGUAGCCAUCAAAACCGGACCACCUUGCACGCAGUACAUUCACACACCAAUCGAUGCUAAGGAGAGAAUCGUUGGUUCAGAAGAUUGUUUGUACCUGAAUGUUUACAAGCCUGUAACUGAGACAACUAAAAAAAUGCCAGUUAUCGUUUGGAUUCACGGUGGAGCUUUCCAAUGGCAUAUGGAAGCCAAAGAUGGCCAAUUCACAAGACCUGACUAUAUUAUGGACCGAGAUGUUAUUUUGGUUACAUUCAGCUACCGUGUUGGUCCUCUUGGUUUCUUGAGCACUGGAGAUGAACACAUUUCCGGAAACAUGGGUCUUAAAGAUCAAAACAUGGCCAUCCGCUGGGUUAAAGAAAAUAUCGAAGGUUUGGGUGGUGAUUCUGAAAAUAUUUCCCUCUUUGGAUUGAGUGCUGGUGGAGUCAGUGUGCACUACCAUUACUUAACGCCUUUGAGUAGAGGACUAUUCAAACGAGGAUUGUCCUUCAGUGGAAAUGCAUUGAACUGCUGGGCUAUCACCGAAGGAGCUCCUGAGAAAGCAAAGAAAGUCGCGAUGACAGUUGGAUGCCCAACUUCAAACACAGAAGAGAUGGUAAAAUGUCUUAAGACUCGUCCAUACCGCCAGAUAGCACGUACAGACAUGGACUUUAUGCCUUUCGAGUUCAAUCCAAUGACUCCGUUUGGUCCAGUAGUUGAAAAAACAACAGCCGAGUCACCAUUCAUUACCAAAAUCCCAGCUGACAUUAUCAGCAGUGGCGAAGCUUAUGACGUUCCAUGGAUCACUGGUGUCGUUCCUGAAGAAGGACUUUACCCUGGUGCUGAUUUCUGUGCUGACCCAGUACUCUUGAAAGAAUUGGACGCCAGAUGGGACACCUUAGCACCCUUCAUCCUUGACUUCAAUUACACAAUUCCUCUCUCCAAGCACUCAGAAGUUGCCCGUAGAAUCAGACAUCACUACAUGGGUGACAAACCAAUUGACAAAACCACUGCUAUGUCUCUCGUCCACAUGAUUGGUGAUCGUCUGUACGUUGUGGGAGGUGUUAAAGCUGCCAAAUUGAUGGCUAAAGCAAACAAGAGUCCUGUCCGUUACUACUACUUCACCUACCACGGAGCUGACAGUUUAAGUUAUUCUAUGACCAGAACAAACGAAGACUGGGGUGUUGCACACGGUGAUGAUCCUUACUACAUUGUUGGAUCUCCAUUCAUGGACCCUACUACAACUGGCGAAGAUCGUGCAAUGCAGAGAGAACUCUUGGACUUCUGGGUAUCCUACGCCACCACUGGAACUCCUGAUGUUGGACUCGACUGGACACCUGUUGAUGCAGCUCAUGAAAAAUUGGUCUACCUCCAUAUCAAAGGACCAGGUAAACGUGAAAUGGACAAAGAUGGUAACUUUGGAUACAUUAAACUCUGGUCUAGUAUUGACUUCAAUGAAGACAAAGUUGAUGGAAAAAAAAUUGAAUACUAAAUAACCCACUAAUGAUUUUAAAUAACUUAUAGUUACGAUUUUUUGUACGUGUAAACGAGUGUAUUUUAUAAUGAAAAAGAAAUGAUUAAUAAAAAUAAUGAAGCAUA